GAAUAGAAUAUAGAGGACCUCGAGGUGUAUACGUGUAUAUAUUGACUUUGUAGCAGGCAUCACCAUUUUCAUUCCUGGAUGAUGAAGAAUCAUCAUGCUGGAAUCGCAUAUUUUAGGACAUCUUGCGUGUUUGCUUAUGAAGCGCCGCCACUUUCUCUGUUUCUUUUUUCUUUAUAGUAUCCUUGAGAUCGCCGCUUUCUUUCUGCCCAGGUAACCACCAACUUACUAUCUUACCAACUCCCUCCCUCCCUCCCAAGUAUCCCUUCUUUGUAAUUGUUUUUGUUUUCUUUUCCUUAAUCUUCGGUUUUCAUCUUUCCCUCGUUGUUAUACCCUCCCUCGUUCCCCCGCCAGAAUGAAACGCAUUCUUAGUACCAUCAACAAGCGCUCGACUCCUUCGCUCGAUGACUCAUCCAAGUAUGCCCAAGACUCUCCGGAGGGGAUUGUGAUGAGAGAGGUGACUGCGUUUUGCAAAGAGGGUCAGGGUCCGGACAAUCCCCAAGGAACAGAGUUCGUCCAUCUGCCCACCAUCGUCGAAAGCGCCGAAUCAAGCCCCAAUGCCGCGCGGGAGGCCGCCCAUCUCAUCCGUAAAUUGCUGUCGAGUCCAAACGCAACAGCCGCCCGCAUUCAGUAUAAUGCGAUUAUGCUGGCCCGUAUCCUCAUUGACAACCCGGGACAUACCUUUUCGCGCAAUCUAGAUGCCAAGUUUGUGGGGACAGUCAAGGACCUCUUGCGCCAGGGGACGGACAUGGGCGUGCAGCGAUUCCUGAGAGAAACUUUGGACGCAUUAGAAAUUCAGCGUUCGUGGGAUGAAGAUCUCGCGCUGCUGUUACAGAUGUGGAAGAAGGAGAAGAGCAAGAUGGAGAAAGUCCACAGUUCCCAGAACUCUCGAAAACCGAACUCUCGAAAACCCUGGUCAGCACCGCAGCAGCAGCAGCAGCAGCAGCACCCCCAACUGAGUAAUUUCGGGGAUGCUGAGCGCCCGGACUCUUUGCCCGCCCCCGAUGAACUGGCUGUUCGCGUCGCCGAAGCCAAGACCUCUGCAAAGCUUCUAAUCCAGUUCGUCCAGUCAACACCUCCGGCGGAGCUGCUUUCGCACGACCUGAUUCAGGAAUUUUCUGGCCGCUGUCGACGAGCAACGCGCGCAAUGCAAAGUUAUAUUAACGCGACGGAUCCCACUCCCGAUGAGGAUACGCUGCUCACCUUAAUUGAGACAAACGAUGAACUGUCUGUCGCGCUCUCCAAGCAUCAGCGGGCUAUGCUCCAGGCGCGCAAGCUCCUCGGACAGCAGGAGUCGGCGCAGCAAUCGGAUGCCUCGUCCCCAAAUCCAAGCAGUCAGUCUACGCCAUUUCCUGCUCCUUCUCUCCCCCCGCGGAGCCAAACCCCUCCAUCCGACUCCCCUCCGUCUCCAGUCUCUCCCGAACAGACCACCAGACGGUCGAUGACUACAAGGACUACACGCUCGGACAUCUCGGCGAUCAGUAGCAAUGGGACCGGCCCUCGGUAUGAGUAUCGGUCAGAGGAUUACCAGGUGCAGAAUCCAUUCGCGGAUAACUAUAGUGCCCCAUCCACCUUGUCUGCUCACGCGGAACAUGACGACCGGGUGGAUGAACAGGAUCAAUGGACUGAACCUCAUCAGCGCCCGGUUCAACAGACUUCAGGUGUUUUUCAUCGUUAGCUCCCUACAGUUCCCCAAGCUCUGAUAUAUACGCUUUCUUUUUUUUUUUUUUUUUUUUUUUUUUUUUUU
Aspergillus ochraceoroseus IBT 24754 is the source of this 1744-nucleotide messenger RNA. RefSeq names its product VHS and GAT domain-containing protein. Bases 353 to 1675 code for a protein of 440 amino acids. The record is from RefSeq and is a predicted model, not a curated record. Gene Ontology annotation, molecular function: phosphatidylinositol binding; ubiquitin binding. NCBI's taxonomy places the organism in Eukaryota, Fungi, Ascomycota, Eurotiomycetes, Eurotiales, Aspergillaceae. Gene Ontology annotation, biological process: protein transport to vacuole involved in ubiquitin-dependent protein catabolic process via the multivesicular body sorting pathway. The transcript has 5 exons.